Messenger RNA from Manihot esculenta (cassava), 1065 nucleotides. Its product is annotated as agamous-like MADS-box protein AGL80. Gene Ontology annotation, molecular function: DNA-binding transcription factor activity, RNA polymerase II-specific; protein dimerization activity; RNA polymerase II cis-regulatory region sequence-specific DNA binding. The transcript has a single exon. Gene Ontology annotation, biological process: positive regulation of transcription by RNA polymerase II. Bases 1 to 1065 code for a protein of 354 amino acids. NCBI's taxonomy places the organism in Eukaryota, Viridiplantae, Streptophyta, Magnoliopsida, Malpighiales, Euphorbiaceae. The record is from RefSeq and is a predicted model, not a curated record.
AUGACGAGAAAGAAGGUUAAGCUAAUGUGGAUAGUUAAUGAUUCUGCGAGAAAAGCGAGCCUCAAGAAGAGGAGAAUUGGCUUGCUGAAAAAAGUGAGUGAACUCACCACCUUGUGCGGCGUUAGCGCUUUUGUUAUCAUCUAUAGCCCUGAAGAGAAGGAGCCAAUGCUGUGGCCGUCUCGUCAGGUGGUGCAACAGAUGCUGAUGAGGUACCAAAGCAUACCGGAGAUAGAACGGAGCAAGAAGAUGAUGAAUCAGGAGAGUUACCUGAAAGAGAGGAUUGCCAAACUGCAGGAGCAACUCAGGAAGCAUCAGAAGAAGAACAGGGAGAUUGAGUUGACCUAUUUCAUGGAUCGACUUCACCAUGGAAAUGGGAUGGAUGAUUUGGAGGUGAAUGAAGUUCAGGAGUUUAUUUGGUUGUUGGAGGAGAAAAUGAAAGAUGUAAGAAAAAGGGUUGAGUAUUUUCAACAAGCUCCUGCUCUUCCAGCAGGCUUUUUUCCUCUUGCUUCUCAUGGUGGUCCUACUAUAGAAGCGAUGGGCCACCAAGAAGGAGGCAGUUCUGGCGCCGGCGAUAUCAUGAGGAAUAGUCCCAUAGAUGGUAUGCUGUGGGAUCAAUGGUUCAUUGAUAUGAUGAACAAUAACGAAAACAUCGCUGGUGGUGGAACCAGGGAUGACACGUGCCAUCCACUGGGAUUUAACAUCAAUGAAACUCCUGGUGCCGGAGGGGUUGAUCUGAGGUUUGUCCACGUCCACCCUGGGAAUUUUGGAGGUACCGGCGACGGUAAUAUGAUAGAGCAGGGGCUUCCUCAGGGUAAUAUGAAUAUGGCUGUAAAUCCUUAUGAUCUGGGAUUCUUUCCUCAUGGCAAUCCUAUAGGUGGAAACCCUUUUGGGAUGGAGUUGAAGCUUCAUGACAAUGUUACAGGCGGUGUGGAGCUGCCUGCCCCUCCGAGCAGUACCACCGGAGGAAGAAGCGACGUAGGGCUGCCAGGAUUCUUCACCAGUGGGAGUGACAUAGGCCUCCCUUAUGAUGUCACUAAACCUUGGCCUCAUAAUUUGUCACCUUGA